AUGGCCAGCUUCACGACCUGGUACAACAGCCAGUACGCGACUUGGAACCGCGUACGAAACCUCCACCAACAACCCUACCUCGCUCGUGUGGACACCCGUGCCUCCCGCGCCGCCACCGAAAUGGCCUCUCAGACCUCACCCACAGGCAACCCUGUCGUGAUCGACAUGGGCACCCCCGCCCCCGCCCCCACCACCACUACCCCCACACCUGCGUCCGCGAACAAGGGCAGCGACACGCUCUUUGGCCCAAACAUCGGCGUCCUUGGUGGUGGUCCAGAGUGGACUGAGCAUAGCGAGAAGAGCGCGGACGUCCUCACGCCUGAAAUUGUGAAGGGCUGGAUUGCGAAAAGCAAGGAGACACACUAUUCCACCACGACGCUGCAGGCCCUCGUCAACCUCAAGCGUCCGACCAUCCGCCUCUCCCCCCUCGAAUCCGACGCCACGGACGACGCCGAGCAUGCCGACUCGCAGCAUCACCACGCGCUCGAGUUCGAGUACGACUGCGACGCACCCAAAUGCGCCAUCCGCGUCCACGUCCUCCUGAACCCCAAGCACCCGAUGGCUGGCAAGCCCGACGGCACCGGGCUCUCGAAGCUGCUCAUCUUCGAGCAGAUCACCGACGGCGGCUUCGGCCGGAUGCUCAAGUUCGAGGACGGCGCGAUGCUCGAGCUCGGCCGGUUCGACUUCACGCGCGCGGCGACUCCUGCCGGCGAGUCGUCCUCGACAGGGGACGAGAAAACAGCAGGGACCCCCGCCGCAGAGCCCGCGCAUCGCAAGAAACGGUUCACGAACUUCCACUUCCGCAAGCGGAACCAGGAACGCGGCGUCGCCGGCCCUGCCCUCGCCGUCGUAGAUGCGGAUGUCCAUCACGCGGAGGGUGAAGACAAGAAGGAGAAGGAAGAGGACGUUGGAGUUCGUGCGACCAUCCGCCUGUCUGCCCUCGAUGAGGACGGCAAGGACCUUCCUUCGUCAAACGAGCAGGUGACUUACCUCCACGUCGUGCGGUUUGGGGCCCCGCCGGUCGCGGUCGAGGGCGCCGAGGAAGAGGAGGACAAGCGUCCUUGGGUUGUCAAGGUCGUGAAGCGUGAGGCUACGAUCGGCCUGCACACCUUCCACCUGCACGAGAUCUAUGGUCUCUCUGCCAACUCUACAACGUCCACAGCCCCCACAGCCCCUCCUCCCACCGCCCAGCUCGACACUCACACAUACCCGCCGGUCACCGCUCCCGCUCCUACCAACCAGGAGGACGAGCCUUCCUCCGAAUGUCUUCUCUGUCUAUCAUCCCCUCGCGAAGUCGUACUCCUUCCAUGCCGUCACCUGGUGGCAUGCCGCGAUUGUGCCCUGAACAUGAUCGAGUUCGGUGCCAGCGGGACGAUUGUGCAGAACGAGGAGCCCAGCGCUCCCGGCGAGACUGCUUCCGGCGAGGUUGCUCCUACUGAACCCACAACCGAAGCGUCUCCGCCUCCGGCAGCUGAAGGCGAGGGUGGUGCCGCCGCCCCUCCUCCCAUUGUGCCUCCCGUCCCGAUCAACCCCCGGCGGAAGAGGAAGGCCAAGGGCUGGUUCUGCCCGGUCUGCCGUCAACCGUACACUUCCCUGCUCCGUAUUACCACCACGCCCCCGGAGAAGGACGAGCACCGCGAGUCCACGUCGUCCGACGAGCACUCUCCGCCGGUCCCUGCGCUCCCCAUCACGCUCACCGUGCCCCCGCCGACUGCCCAAUCAGAGCGUGGUCGUUUCGGCUUCCUGCGCUUCGGCCGCCAGGGUGUGCCGCAGCCCGACGUCGAGCGCGGUCAGACGCCUGCGGCGAACGCAGCUUGA
Molecule: messenger RNA, 1818 nt
Organism: Epithele typhae
Lineage: Eukaryota; Fungi; Basidiomycota; Agaricomycetes; Polyporales; Epitheliaceae
Exons: 5
Coding region: 1-1818 (605 amino acids)
Biological process (GO): protein ubiquitination
Cellular component (GO): cytoplasm
Molecular function (GO): ubiquitin protein ligase activity
Source: RefSeq, a predicted model, not a curated record